GUUUAAACAAAAUAAAGCCAUCAUAUCCUGAAGACAGUGAAUUAGUUGGGAGCUUCCUGACAUGGAGAAACUGAUACGGGUCAUCCUCAUUUUAAUUGACUUCAUAUUGCUUAUUACCUGCAGUGAAGCAGAUUUUUAUUUUGUAUCAACCCCCAUGUCAUGGAAUGCGGCUCAGACCUUCUGUAGAAGUAACAACUCGGAUCUGGUGACUGUUACAAAUCAAGAGAUGAAUCAGCAGCUGUCAAACAUUUCAAAAAACUAUCCUCAUAAUUAUUAUGAUUUCUGGAUUGGGCUCUAUCAUGAUAUAGACUUCUGGCAGUGGUCCAAUGGAGAAAUCCCAAAUUAUUACAACUGGAAAAGGAACUUCUUUUGUGUUUAUGCACAGAUGGACGGCUCCUGGAUGGAUUCAACCUGUGAUGUUUUGAUGCCUUUCAUGUGCUACAAAGACACCAAUAAUAUGAAUAGGAGCUAUUUCUGGAUAAAUGAGAUGAAGACCUGGAGCAGCGCUCAGGAUUACUGUCGGCUGAAUUACAAAGACCUGGUCAGUAUAAGGAAUGAGAGUGAAAACCAGAAAAUAAUGAAGACAGCACAGGGAGGCAACUUCUGGAUUGGCCUGUUCAAUAAUCAAUGGAAAUGGUCUGAUGGAGGAAAUUCAACCUUUCAAAACUGGGAUCAAAACUUCCAAGUACAAGAUCACAGUGAACAAUGUGGGCUUAUUACUCCAAAUGGAAAGUGGUCUACCUUUCACUGCGGGGCUCUGUGGCCCUACGUCUUCUGCAGUAACAAAUCCUGUGGGCCUCUCUCUUGCAAUACAACAUAUCUGUUUAUAUCAAAUCGGAUGAGCUGGUAUGAUGCCCAGAGGUAUUGCAGAUCACACUACACAGACCUGGUCACUAUUGAAAAUCAAACUGUGAAUGACCAGCUUUUACAAAUCCCUGGACAAACAGACGGAUGGAUUGGGCUCCAACAUAGAAAUGACACUUGGCAAUGGUCCAAUGGAGACCAGCUGACCUACAGUUACUGGAAUCCAAGGCUUUACUGUGCUCAGGUUCAACCAGAUGGCUCAUGGGCAGAUUCCAUUUGUGCUUACCAAAUCCCUUUCAUGUGCUACAAGGAAACUAGUAACACAAGUGAGAGGUAUGUCUGGAUCAAUGAAAGAAUGAACUGGUCCAGUGCUCAGAACUACUGCCGAGUGAACUACAAUGACCUGGUUAGUAUAAGGAAUGAAAGUGAAAAUCAGGAGAUAAUGAAGAAGGCACAGGGCAGUCCAUUCUGGAUUGGCUUGUUCAACAUCCCUUGGAAAUGGUCUGAUGGAGGGACAUCAACAUUUAAUGCCUUCAGUGGUACCUUGUAUGAGAACUGCUGGGUUGAACAGAAAUGCUGUGUAGCUGGUACACAGGAUGGAGAAUGGAAUGAGAUUGACUGCAGACAUUCCAUUCCCUUCUUCUGCAGUAAAACAAGGAAUUUUGUGAAUACACAUUACCCGGUAUAUGCAGGAAAAGAAACAAAAAGGGUGUCUCUGAGAAUCAGUUUUGAAAGUCAGACCAAUGCAGAUGUCCAAAUUUUCAGUGAUAACAUCUUAAAUGAGUUAAAGAAAUAUAUUCCCCAACAGACUCUAAUGAACAGCAAUAUUUUUUGGGUGAAGAGUGACGAAGGUGUAAUUUUUACAAAAGAAAAGAAUAAAGGAGCAACCUAAAGGGUUAUGUGGUUCCUAUGGAAGAGUGACAUUCCCCCUGAAGUACAAUUAUUUUGUGUUAAGUAUGUUUAAAGCUUAUGCUCUUUCUGAAUAUAUAACUGAAGUAAUCUUUACACAAUUUUGAAUAAAAGAUUAAAUUAAGAUGCUUGAAUUUUAUGUGCCAUUUAGAAUAUUAUGAGUUUUAAGCCUGUAGUAGAAAACACAAAACUGUCAUAUUCAUAGUUGUUAUGGGUAUCUGUAUAUCACUUUUUAUUCUACUUUGCCAAGUUGUACAA
Messenger RNA from Polypterus senegalus (gray bichir), 1971 nucleotides. Its product is annotated as C-type mannose receptor 2-like. NCBI's taxonomy places the organism in Eukaryota, Metazoa, Chordata, Cladistia, Polypteriformes, Polypteridae. The record is from RefSeq and is a predicted model, not a curated record. Bases 62 to 1696 code for a protein of 544 amino acids. The transcript has 10 exons.